CCUGCCAUCGCUAGCAAAAAGAACCAUUUUAUUUAAAGCAGCAGAAACAACAAGUUUUUAUAGGAUCCAGCACAAAAGAUAGUUAGCCCGAGACGAAAACAAAGCCCCCGAACACCAAACAUAAUGAGUGCAAAAGUAUUAUUCGCCUGCUCCAAGUGUUUCUCGCGCCAUCCGUACGAGGAGCUCUCCUCCGGCCAACAACUAUGCAAGGGCUGCCGUGGUUCUACCUCAGUUGGUAAAUGUACUUACUGCCGCUCGGAGUUUCAACCCGCCACCAAAUCACAGAGUGCCUGCAAGAAGUGCGAACAUUAUCUGGGGAAGUACGGAAAGCCCAGUGCCUGCGAGUGCUGCAAGAUUGUGGCCGCCUUCGGGGGAUCCAAAUGCAUGCGAUGCGCCAGCUACGAGGCAAAGUACGGACCGCCGGUGCAGUGCGAUGAAUGCAAGCUGCGAUCAGCCUUUGACAGGCGCGACGAGAACAAAAAGGUCAAUGGCAAACUCCUUUGCUGGCUGUGUACCUGCGCCUACAAGCGAGCUCUGCUCAAGGCCCAGCAGGAGGGCCGAAUACCCAUGUCCAAGAAAAGGCCGCACGAGAAGACGUCGUCCUCGCACAGAGACAACAGCGCCGCGGCCAAGAAGCCGUCGCGCAACGAACUGGGCAAGAGCAGCAGCGGUGCCAAUAGCUCCGGCGUGAAUGCGGUCAGCGGAGCCGGUCUGGAUCUGCCCGACAAGAUAUCGCGCGGAAAUGGAGGGAACGGGACCAUUGCAGCGCCCGCUGCCAUCACCGUGGACACCAAUUCCUCGGACCAUGUGGUGGCCAUCACAUACCUAAAGGAGCGCAUCGCCAGUUUGGAGAAGCGCCUGAAUCAAAAAGACAAAGAGCUGCUCGAGAAGGACAAGCAGCUGACCGAACUGAAGGGCAAAAACUUCGAGAAGGAGAAUGACAUGCGCAACCGACUGAAGGAGGUGGAGCGACUGCACGACAUGAAGGUGGACAACUUGAACCGCAAGAUUGCCAGCGUGCUCAAGGAGCUGGCCGUGCUCAAGAAGAGCAGCAACAAGAAGACGGCAGCCCUCAACAAGGCCGAAAAGGAGGCCAUCAAGCGGGAGAACCUCUCGCCCAAGGAGGAGAUCCUGACAGCGGCAGUGCCGGAGAAGCAGAUCAAGCCGGAGCCGGCCGAUCUGGACAAGGACGAGAAGAGUCGCGACCGCGAGGAGGAGCGCAGUGAGCAGGAGGAUCGGGCCAGUGUACGUUCGCGUUCGGGCUCCAGCAGCCCCACGCCCUCGUCCAACUGAGAGGCAACGACUUCCAGCUGCAUGAGCGGCAGACCAGGAUUCAGGAUCCACAGAGUCUGGAUGCCGUGCUCUUUUAGUUUUUCGCUAUACAAAUUUAUAUUUUUGUACUUCUGCUUUAAUUGUAAUAUAGGUUUUACAAGAUUGUUUCAUAUCGCCCCCUUUAUGUCGCUCAUCCCUGCCGCGCGAGCCCUGUCCCUUCUCCCACCCUCCAAGAAAUGUGACCCAAUCAUCAGUUAGAAAAUGUAAUUUGAUAGGCUCAACUUAACGAAUUCUUCUUUAGUUUAAUUCAUGAUGAAACAACACAAAACCGAAGCAUUGUUUACAUCUUAAGAAAUAUACAAGUUGGGAAAGAACCAAGUGGUA
Molecule: messenger RNA, 1656 nt
Organism: Drosophila subpulchrella
Lineage: Eukaryota; Metazoa; Arthropoda; Insecta; Diptera; Drosophilidae
Product: protein FAM76A
Exons: 6
Coding region: 124-1293 (389 amino acids)
Source: RefSeq, a predicted model, not a curated record